AAUACAUUCCAUUAGAUGUCCGGUAACGAACGAUGUUUGGAAGGCUACCCCCGUACUCUGCAAGAGUUGAACCUUCAACGAAUGACUGUGAACGUGCUAGUCGUAACGUUAGUUUGUAGAUAUUAGCGAACCCCCUAGGCUGUGGAUAAACCAAUUGGGAUCGGCCUGCUGGAAGGAACUUCCGAAGAAGACGCGCGCCAACACUUCAAAAACCAAAACAAACAAAAAAACUCGCAUGCUGUUUACUAUAUCUAUCUCUGUGGAAGGCUUUGGUUUCCAUCUGAAUGUUGAAGGCUUACUCGUGUAACACCUCGUGUUGAUGGCGACCCGGGACAUGAACCGUUGUGUGCGUGUUUUACUAAACGAACCGAAUUCCGGAAGCGAGAACACCGCGAAGCUACCUCGAAGCGCGCCCGAACCUGGCCGAAGUCUCUUGAUGUGCGCAACCUCUAACAGCAACCUCAACCACGGAAGAUUCGCGAUCUCAGUCGAAAGAAAUGUACUGAAACCGCAACGCGAGCUCAAAGUGACCACCACCUCGAAAGUGCAGCAGCAGCAGUCCCAGGAUGGCGGAGUGGUUACCACCCGGACGACCGUAACCACGAAAACGGUCGGCACCGCGAAACCCAUGUCCGCGAUGGCCAAGUUCCGACAGCUCGACAAGCAGAACUCCGUCACAUCGCAAUCACCCCCAAACUCCCCUAAAACGCCAUCGACUCCAGCAACGCCCGGCGGCGGCGGCGCCAUGUUUACCUUCACUGACCCGUCACUGAACCGCCGCGCCGCGACCGCAAAGGACCAAUUACUGCAGUGGUGCCAGAGGAAGACAAAUGGAUACGAGCACGUUAAAAUAGAGAACUUUUCCACCAGCUGGUCAGAUGGAAUGGCAUUUUGUGCGCUGAUUCAUCAUUUCCUUCCAGAAGCUUUUGAUUUUACCAAAUUAACACCGCAACAACGACGUCAUAACUUCACACUCGCCUUCCGAGUGGCUGAUGAAAAAGCCGGGAUCGCGCCACUGUUGGAUGUUGAAGAUAUGGUUGUAAUGCGAAAGCCUGAUUGGAAAUGUGUAUUUACAUAUGUACAAUCAAUUUAUCGACGUUUCAAAAAUGAGCUCUAGUAAUUGCAAGAGAGUGCCACCCUUUUUAUGGAUUAGAAAACACGACAAACUCUUUAUAGCAGAUUUCAGCGUAGUUUUGAGCCAAAAAAAAAACAAACAAACAAUCGAAAAAGAACAAACCUCUCUGCAGUGGUAGUCCCUCAUGUUGUUACUAUGUUAAUUUGAGAAAAUUAUUUAUUCAAUAACCGCCGCCCCCUCCAAAACUUUAAUGUGAAAACCGUUUUUAUUUAUUUGUUUUUAAUGUUAUUAUUAUUGCUAUAUUUCCUGUCCCUCCCUUUUUUUAAACUUACAUGUUAGUAUUUUCGCUUUUGACUGUUAAUAUUUCGCAUUACUGGAUGGUUAGUUUAGUAGCGGUAGUAGUAGUAGUAGAACGAGUUAAGAGCACGCACAAAGCCACACGACGAAAGAAGAAGCUGCACCACAGUGAAGAUUCCAUCUGACUACCCCCCGACGAAUAGCAAACAGAAAAAAAAAACACGGAAGAAGCUGCCUCUUAGGGAAGUUUUGCACGAAAAAACGCACCAGCCUAGAGCGAGAGAGAGAGAUAGAGAGAGAAAGCGAGACGAAAAGAUUGUGAUUGUAAUCGUUACUAAGUUAUUAAUUACACAAAUCAAGAACACACAUUUCAGCUAAGCGCAAACGCAAACUAUUCAACAACAAAAAAAAACAUAGAAACUAAAAUAAUUCACACAAUAUCUAGUGGUUUGUUCCCUCUGUUUCGGAGACAUUUGCUUUUGUUCGCCAACCUUUACUUAUUUUUUCAUUGAGCUAGAGAAAAUACUAGAGUUUUAGGUUACUGAGAGCUGAAAUUGAAGAGAAAAACAUCAAAACAACGUAAUUUUACAUAGAAUCGUACGGAAAACGGAAUUGGGCAGCGAAAACGGAGAAAAAGGAAGAAUGAGCAGAGUACGGAGUUACUUUUAUUUUCUUCUAACACACACAUAAACAAUAACACAAUUUUUAUGACGGUGUAGGUGAGAUAUCCUAACCUUUGCUUUUUUCCUUUUUAAAACA
Molecule: messenger RNA, 2131 nt
Organism: Culex quinquefasciatus (southern house mosquito)
Lineage: Eukaryota; Metazoa; Arthropoda; Insecta; Diptera; Culicidae
Product: smoothelin-like protein 1
Exons: 6
Coding region: 320-1117 (265 amino acids)
Biological process (GO): actin cytoskeleton organization
Cellular component (GO): filamentous actin; microtubule organizing center
Molecular function (GO): protein binding
Source: RefSeq, a predicted model, not a curated record